Messenger RNA from Geodia barretti, 1125 nucleotides. Lineage: Eukaryota; Metazoa; Porifera; Demospongiae; Tetractinellida; Geodiidae. The record is from the annotation of a GenBank genome assembly.
AUGCAGAUCUUCUUCUCGCUGACCCCCGUGGUCGUGUACGUGCUGGCCGGCUACCUUCUCUUCGGCGGGAUCGGCCAGGCCGCGAUAACCGCCGGCACCCUCGUCGCCUUUACCACCCUGCAAACUCGGCUGUACUUCCCCAUCAGCACCCUGCUGCGUACCUCGGUGGAGCUGCAAUCGUCCCUGGCGCUGUUCGAGCGCAUCUUCGGCUACCUGGACAUCCGACCCGAUAUCCUCGACGCGCCGGACGCGGUGGACCUGCCGGCUGAGAUGGUCACUGGUGCGGUGGCCUUGCGGGGCGUGCGCAUGAACUAUCACCCGGCAACGCUGCUGGCGGAUGCCUACGACCUCGAGGACGACGGGCAGGAAUUCUGGGCCCUGGAUGGCGUGGACCUGGACGUCAAGCCCGGCCAGUUGGCGGCCCUGGUGGGACCCAGCGGCGCCGGCAAGACCACCAUUUCGUACCUGAUACCGCGUCUAUACGACUCCACCUCCGGCACGGUCAGCAUCGAUGGGGUGGACGUGCGCCGCAUCAGGUUGGAGAGCCUGGCCCGCAUCGUUGGGUACGUCUCCCAGGAGAGCUACCUGUUCCACGCGUCCAUCCGCGAAAACCUCCUCUACGGAAACCCCGACGCCACCGAACAGCAGUUGCACGAGGCCGCCAGAGCAGCCUACAUCCACGACCGCAUAGUGGAGUUCCCCGAGGGGUACGACACCGUCGUCGGCGAACGCGGCUACCGGCUAUCCGGCGGCGAGAGGCAGCGGCUGUCCAUUGCCCGCGUAAUUCUGCACGACCCGCGCUUGCUCAUCCUGGACGAGGCAACCUCGUCUCUGGACACCACCAGCGAGCGGUACGUGCAAGCCGCGCUGGCGCCGCUCAUGCAGGGGCGCACCACCAUCGCCAUCGCGCAUCGCCUCUCCACCAUCAUUUCGGCCGACGUCAUCUUCGUCGUCGACCGCGGCCGCGUCGUGGAGCGGGGCACACAUGCGGAAUUGCUCGCCCGGGGUGGGUUGUACGCCCAGCUGUACGAAGAGCAGUACGAGGGCGGAAGGGUCGAAUACGUCAGCGAGGACGGAGUGACCGUCCUGACCGGCGGCAACCUGCGCCUGCCCGUGCCGGCGUGA